This is a messenger RNA of Chelmon rostratus (copperband butterflyfish), 5199 nucleotides long. RefSeq names its product hexokinase 2 (gene hk2). The record is from RefSeq and is a predicted model, not a curated record. The transcript has 18 exons. Gene Ontology annotation, biological process: glucose 6-phosphate metabolic process; intracellular glucose homeostasis; glycolytic process. Gene Ontology annotation, cellular component: mitochondrion; cytosol. The coding region runs from base 208 to 2970 and encodes 920 amino acids. Lineage: Eukaryota; Metazoa; Chordata; Actinopteri; Chaetodontiformes; Chaetodontidae. Gene Ontology annotation, molecular function: D-glucose binding; ATP binding; glucokinase activity.
UAACUCCAGGAAGUUGAAAGUUUUUUAGUGCGACGUUAAUUUUAAUUCACGAGUUUAAGAAAAGAAACUGGUCGGCGACUGAAAAAAUCGUUGUUUUUGUAUUUGUCACUUAAAGAGGCUGCCUUCGUAGAUACACUUUGACCAACUCUACAGCAGUAGGACGAGCAGGACAUAACUGCUAAAGUCGCCACACACCACAAACAUAAGAUGUUAGCCUCGAGUCUGCUGGCUAACUACUGCCCCGAACUCCAUGAUGACCAAGCGCAGAAAGUGGACAAAUACCUGCACCAUCUUCAGCUGUCAUGUGCGACUUUGAUGGAUGUGUCACAAAGGUUUCGACGAGAGAUGGACAAAGGCCUGUGCAGAGACACCAACCCCACAGCUUCUGUCAAGAUGUUGCCCACAUUUGUGCGCUCUACUCCUGAUGGAACAGAACAAGGUGAAUUCCUGGCCCUUGACCUUGGCGGAUCCGUCUUCAGAGUGCUCUUGGUCAAAGUAAUGGCUGAUGGUGAGCAAAAGGUGGAGAUGGAAAAUCAGAUAUAUGCCAUUCCUGAACACCUCAUGAGAGGCAGUGGAUCUGAGUUGUUUGACCACAUAGCUGAUUGUCUGGCUAAUUUUCUGGAGAAGAUGGGCAUAAAGGAUAAAAAGCUUCCUUUGGGUUUCACGUUCUCUUUUCCUUGUCAGCAGACCAAGUUGGAUGAGAGUGUUUUGCUGUCUUGGACCAAAGGCUUCAAGUCAAGCGGCGUAGAGGGAAAAGAUGUGGUCAGCCUUCUGAGGAAAUCAAUCAAAAAACGAGGGGACUUUGACAUUGACAUUGUGGCUAUGAUCAAUGACACAGUGGGAACUAUGAUGACCUGUGGAUAUGACGAUCAUCACUGUGAAAUUGGCCUCAUUGUGGGGACGGGGACCAAUGCCUGCUACAUGGAGCAGAUGAGGAACCUUGAGCUGCUAGAUGGUGAUGAAGGGCAGAUGUGUGUCAACACAGAGUGGGGUGCUUUUGGAGACGAUGGUGCCCUGGAGGACCUCCGCACUGACAUUGACAGGGAAAUAGACGCAGGCUCUCUGAACCCUGGCAAGCAGUUGUUUGAGAAGAUGAUCAGUGGCAUGUACAUGGGAGAACUAGUGCGUCUCAUCCUGGUAAAGAUGACCAAAGAGCGGCUACUGUUCCAGGGCAAGACAACAGCAGAGCUACUCACCACUGGACGCUUCACCACAAGCUACAUCUAUGCCAUUGAUAAUGACAAAGAUGAGGAAGGGCUGGCAAGUGCUGAAAAGGUGCUCCGGGGCUUGAGUCUGGAUCCGUCAGUUGAGGACUGCAUAGCCACUCAGAGGGUCUGUCAGAUAGUGUCUACACGGGCUGCACACUUGUGUGCUGCCACACUAGUGGCAGUGCUGCGCCAGAUCCGGGACAACAAGGCGGCUGAGAGGCUGCGUACCACUAUUGGAGUAGAUGGCUCUGUUUACAAGAAUCAUCCAGAGUUUUCCAGGAGGCUCCACAAGAUGGUACGGCGCCUUGUGCCGGACUGUGAUGUGCGUUUUUUGCAGUCACAGUGUGGCAGUGGGAAGGGUGCAGCAAUGGUAACAGCAGUAGCCUACCGUCUUGCUGCUCAGCAUGCUGAGCGUCAGGGAAUCCUCGACUCUCUGCGUUUGAGCCGUGAACAGCUGCUGGAGGUGAAGAAGCGAAUGAGUGAAGAGAUGGUGCGAGGCCUGUCAAAGCAAACCCAUGAGCAGGCAAGCGUCAAGAUGCUUCCCACCUAUGUCAGAUCCACACCAGAUGGAACAGAGCAUGGUGACUACUUGGCUUUGGACCUUGGGGGCUCCACCUUUCGGGUGCUUCUGGUGCAAGUGCAAAGUGGAAAGAGACACAAUGUGAACAUACACCACAAAAUCUACAGUAUCCCACAGGAGACCAUGCAGGGCACAGGGGAAGAGCUUUUCAACCACAUUGUGUCCUGCAUUGCCGACUUUCUGGAAUACAUGGGCAUGAAAGGAGCGUCUUUACCUCUGGGAUUUACGUUCUCCUUUCCCUGCCAUCAAAGCAAACUGGAUCAGGGCAUUCUUCUGAAGUGGACAAAGGGUUUUAAAGCCAGCGGUUGUGAGGGACAAGAUGUCAUUACUUUACUUAAAGAUGCUGUCCGCCGCAGACAGGAAUUUGACUUGAACUUUGUAGCUGUGGUUAAUGACACAGUGGGAACCAUGAUGACCUGCGGCUAUGAGGAACCCAAAUGUGAAGUGGGACUCAUCGUAGGCACAGGGACCAACGCCUGCUACAUGGAGGAAAUGCAGAACAUUGAACUGGUGGAGGGUGAUGAAGGUCGUAUGUGUGUCAACAUGGAGUGGGGAGCAUUUGGUGACAGUGGCGAACUUGAUGACUUCUGCACCCAGUUUGAUCACAUUGUCGAUGAAUGCUCUAACAACCCUGGGAAACAGAGGUAUGAGAAGAUGAUCAGUGGCAUGUAUCUCGGGGAGAUAGUGAGGAAUGUGCUGAUGGAUUUUACUGCUAAGGGCCUGCUGUUCAGAGGCAAACUGUCUGAGCGGCUGAAGACCCGCGGCAUCUUUGAGACAAAGUUCCUGUCACAGAUUGAAAGUGACCGUCUGGCCAUGCGACAGGUCCGCUCAAUUCUACAGCAUCUGGGCCUCACCAGUUCCACAUGUGACGACAGCGUGCUGGUGAAGGAGGUCUGUAGUGUGGUGGCCCGCCGUGCCGCUCAGCUGUGUGGUGCUGGUCUAGCUGCUGUGGUCGACAAGAUGAGACAGAACCGCAACCUCAAUCAGUUUUCCAUCACCGUGGGAGUAGAUGGCACCCUUUAUAAAACACACCCUCAUUUCUCCAGCAUCAUGCAAGAGACAUUGCAGGAUUUGGCGCCACAAUGUCAGGUGACUUUCCAGAAGUCCGAGGAUGGAAGUGGCAAGGGAGCAGCACUGAUCACAGCGGUGGCCUGUAGGGUCAAGAGCGAAUGGCAGCACUGAAUCAUCAGAACAUUGAGGGACAGGUAGAACCAGAGUGACUGAUGUUCUGUACCAGGUCACCAAAUUGAGGUCACAUACACCUUGGCCUAAGUUUAGGUCUUAAGUAAACAUUGAAAUGUUAAAUCUUAUUUUGUGUGUGUGUCUGUGUGUGUGUGUGUAUGUUCACAUGCACAUGCUUGAAUGUGAGUUUUAGAUUUGUGUUUUGAAUAGACGUACUUAUUUAUGGUGUGAACUGACAUUGGAUGGUGGAGGAGGGUGGAAAAUUAAUUUCAGACAUUACAGAAACAGAUUUUGCACCUUCUAUGAGAUAGUGACUGUUACAAGUUGUGAGGCUCCUUUCACAUUUUACACUCCCUUUUUUUCUUUUUUAUUUGCACUUUCCAACUCAGUUUUCCUCCCAGCUGACUAUUUUUUUUUUUAAACAAUGGCACAAAAAGUUUAUUUACAUUUACACACAUUUUACAGCAUUUUAAAGAUCAGACUUCACAAAGUGCCUCACCAUAAAUAUCAAAUCAUACACAAGGCAUGAAGUAAAGUGAAGUGAAGUGAAUUUUCUGGAAGGAAAUGGUGUGGAGCUUCGGUAGACCAAAUCCAGGAGACAUAUUCUUAUGCUAAAACAAUCACAACUUAACAUGGUAUUGACCUGAACAACAAAACACACCUGCAUGAUUUUUGCAUGUAGAAUACUUUGUUCUAUAGUGCUUUUCUUAGUUGAACUGGAAUAUAAUUGAUUUUACGACAGCAAAUUUAUGGUUUCACAAUAAGAAUGAUCAAACACAAAGUUUGAACUGAAAUACUUUUUAAACAGUUGUGAACUUUUGCUUUUUCCUUGACUUCAAAUUUCACUUUUAUCCUCAUAUAGUAUAACAUUUUUCAAAAUGUCAUUAGGAAUAAAUGUCAUACUCCUUGUCUCUUUAUUGUGAGCAGAGCAUCAACAAGAAAAUGACAACCAGUAGUCCUGCAAGUGUCUUAACAGCUCUGCAGCUUCAGAGAGAGUUUUCAGAUAAGUGAGAUGGAAGUACAGACGUGAGAAUUUGUUGUUGCCCCUGAAAUAUUAUGAAAUAUAUUAAAUGUUUUGUUAAAACCAUAAACACCACCAUCCAGUUGUACAGUCGAUACAAUCAGUCGUUUAUGGAAAAAUGUGUUAUUGAGUUAUGCACAAAUACGAUAAAUAUCCAAUUACUGUAUGCAGUACCCCAUUGAUUACACUUUAAUGUUUGAUUAGCGCAUGAACCUUCCUGUGCUAUUAAACUAAGCUGUGUGUUUUGCUAUUUAAAAAACAUAUCUUGCAAUUGAAUGAAAUAGUUCUUCAGCCAACAGCUGAUUGUCUGCUUUUGCUUCGGAUACAAGCUAAUAACAGCUGUUUCACUAUGUCUAAGUCUGAUCAUUAUUACCGCACGAUGAUGCUGUCAUCAACAAUGUCAUUAAAUCAGGGCUGUCACAAUAAAAUUGUCUUGAAUUGGUGUUGUUCUCAGUUUAUAAUUGUGCUUUCUCUAUUAAGUGCCCCAUUUUCUUGCUCUGCAAUCCUACCACCCUCAACGCCACUGUAGAUAGCAAAACAAGCUCGACAAGGGUGUAAACAUUCUUCCAAAUUCCUGCAAAGCUGCGUCCAAUGAGCAAGUUGUGUAACUUUAAAAUAUCACCAUAGAGUGGGAAAUGUAAGGUAUUUUAGGAAAAUUUGCACUCUCACAUUCUACUCUAACCAGAUUGCAUUCUCACAAUCAUGUUAUUUUGUAAGUCAAUAAACCACGAUUGUAAAAAUGUAAGGAGCAAGGAUUAUUUGCACUCCUGGAGGUGCCUGGUUUAAGGAAUACAGACGGUAGAAGGAAGGAUUGGUUUUAGCCUCAGUUGAAUUAUUUAUGUUUUUUCCUGUUUGUAUUAAGUAUAAUUUGUAUCUAUUUUAGAUGAUGUAGUUCUGAGAAUGUGUCAUUUUCUUUGAACUAUUUUUGUCAAAGCCAUAAACAACAUCCAGUUGUAUAACAGAGCGUAUAGAGAGCAGACAAAAAACAUUCACAAGCAACAAGGCCCGCUUCAGAUAUCUUCCUUUGAAUCCUGUAUAAUAAAGUGGAUAAUAUGCAGCCUAAUUAAUGCUACUGUACUUCCGCUGACAGCAUAAUCACUAUGCAGACCUCUAUAAUGAGCCUCAGUUCUAUGAAUGGCAUUCAAACAAAAUGAAUAAGCAGACGUCAUAAAAAUAUGCAGCAUACUUUUCCAGUUGUAGAUCAAAGA